Molecule: messenger RNA, 783 nt
Organism: Perca flavescens (yellow perch)
Lineage: Eukaryota; Metazoa; Chordata; Actinopteri; Perciformes; Percidae
Gene: nkx2.2b
Product: NK2 homeobox 2b
Exons: 2
Coding region: 1-783 (260 amino acids)
Biological process (GO): regulation of transcription by RNA polymerase II; cell differentiation
Cellular component (GO): nucleus
Molecular function (GO): DNA-binding transcription factor activity, RNA polymerase II-specific; RNA polymerase II cis-regulatory region sequence-specific DNA binding
Source: RefSeq, a predicted model, not a curated record
AUGUCUUUUGGCACCAACACAAAAACGGGCUUCUCCGUGCGGGACAUCCUGGAUCUCCCGGAGCCCACAGGGAGAUACGGCUCCGGGACCGAGGAGACAGAGGAGGACGACACCGAGGAGGCCUCCGCGGAGAUUUCGGGCUCGGAAAUCGGGCAGAAAUUGGGAUUAAGCGGCCGGGGUUUGUGCGGGCGCGACGGUGGAAGCUGCAGCAGGUGGAGACGCGGAUCCGGUAACCUUCACUUCUCGUUACGCGAGAUUUCCAUGGAGUCCCGUUCCGAUCCUAAAUCCCCCAAGCUCUCCACGGACGAGUCCCCGGACGCGGAGCGGGAAGCGGCGGGCGGCGCGGCGCAGAAGAGCCGCGGCAGGAAGCGGCGGGUGCUCUUCUCCAAGGCGCAGACCUUCGAGCUGGAGCGCCGCUUUCGGCAGCAGCGCUACCUGUCCGCCCCGGAGAGAGAGCACCUGGCCGGGUUGAUCCGCCUCACCCCGAACCAGGUGAAGAUCUGGUUCCAGAACCACCGCUACAAGUUGAAGCGCGCGGAGCACAGUUUGGAGGCGCUGCAAGGGCUGCUGCUGCCGCCGCCGGCGCGCCGCGUCGCCAUCCCGCUCUUGGUGCGCGAGGGGAAGCCCUGUGAGCCAAUCACAGCGCAGGACCUGGAGGUGACGCUCAGGUCCGGCCUGGGCCUGCCUCUGUGCGCCUACUCCACGCUGCUGCAGCCCGCAUACGGCCCUGAGAGGCCCGGGCUGCCGCAGCAGCUGGCGCACAUCUAUCACUGGAGCUGGUAA